AUGUCUCGAUGGCCCAGAGUAUUUGAGCAGAUGCUGACGGCGUAUGCUACAGCAGCUCUAGCCCGCUGGAUGGGCCGCUCUCCAUUUUUUUUGCGCAUCACUGAACGCGCGUUACAUGAAUGGGACCAUUUGCCGCAUCGGUUGCGGGGACACGCUGUGCCGCCGUUUGAGUCACAGACUCGGGAUACAAAAAUUGACUAA
This is a messenger RNA of Malassezia globosa CBS 7966, 201 nucleotides long. RefSeq lists its product as uncharacterized. The record is from RefSeq and is a predicted model, not a curated record. The coding region runs from base 1 to 201 and encodes 66 amino acids. NCBI's taxonomy places the organism in Eukaryota, Fungi, Basidiomycota, Malasseziomycetes, Malasseziales, Malasseziaceae. The transcript is spliced from 3 exons.